UUCCCCACCGACAGGAUUUACCAGCAAGAAGCAACCCUUCCCAGGGCAUUUUUCACCUGGGUCUGCAAGGAGCACACCUCCUCCUGGAAUGGCCAUGUGAUUGUUCAGAGCUCCGUAAAUCUGAGUGGCAGGGGAAAUGCUUGGCAGUGGGUGGGGUUGGUAAGACUUUUAAGCCCCACUUCUAAUGCUGUCAUCCCCAGACACAGGAGUGCAGGUCUUGGUUCCGGCCUGAUUAGCAGAGGGGAGCAGGUGUGUGUGCUUACUUGUGGGUUGCCUUCGUCUCUCCUCCCAGUGCUCCAGCAGGUCACCCGGGCAUGGGUGGGGAGAGACACGCACCAUCCCAGCUGCAUGUUCCUCAGGGUGCUCCGAGAGCCAGGAGAGCAGGAGAGGACUCUCUGCCCCACAGCCACUUUACCAGGAAUAUGAUGGACCCCCGGGGGUGUGCUGGACAGGGGAAGCCCAGCCUGUCCUUUUCCAUUGAGGAAAUCUUAAAGAAACCUUCUGCCAGCACUGUCCUAAGCACUGAAACCAGGAAGAGAAGGAACUACAUUGAGAGAUCUCCAUCCGUAAAAGCAGGGUCACCACUAGCUGUUGAUUCCAGCAGCAGGAGUCAGUUAGAAUGUGACUUACCUUCAGCCAAAAUACUUCUCUCCACCACAUGUGCUACACCUAUUGCCAGAGCAAAGAGAGGGCAGGCAACUCACUGCAGAAGACCUAGAGACAGCCCAGUGUCCCUCCUGGGUGAGGACAUAGGACGUGAACACCUGGAAGGCAAGAGAAAACAUGAAGAAGAGGAAGAGCAGCUGUGUGAUUUCCCAGUGGAGCAUCCCCUUCAUGUUGAGAGGAAAGGGAAACGGAGAAUCCGGACAACGUUCACAGCUGAGCAACUCCAGGAACUGGAGAGGAUUUUCCAAGUGACUCACUACCCGGAUGUCCAUAUUCGCAAUCAACUGGCAGCAAAGAUAAACCUCCCAGAAGCCAGAGUUCAGAUCUGGUUCCAGAAUCAGCGAGCAAAGUGGAGGAAACAUGAAAAAUUUGGCAACUUUGGUGGCCUUCAGCAUCUUACAGAAGUUGAUUUCAUUCCUGCUCCCAAGUCAGAUUUCACAGCUCCAAGCUUGAUGCCAAGAAAGCUCUCUGCUUCCUUUCCUGCUAUGGGAUACUACUCACCACUGCAAGGACAGCUGACAACUGCCUGGCUGCCCAGCGCGUUCUCCUUCUCUCCCCACCACAUGGAGCUGCUGUCCUUCCCAAAACCGUACUUGGUCUUCAAUGUCCUCCCCCCUUACGGCUCGUCACUACCCCACAAGUCAGAAAGGAGCAGGAUCUGCGCCAGCUCCACAUAGAGGAGGAUGCGGGGGAGUGGGGGACUUUGGGGGCGUGCCUUCCUCCCCCACGCCCAUUUUGGAGGUGUGCCACUCCUCUUCCCGAACAAACCUGCUGGGAUGAUGGGUGGCUGUGGUGCAAGGUCAGCAUGCUGCAGGACUGCUACUAAAAGUUGUUGCAACCUAGAGAAUGUGGGCAAGAGCCACCAAAGACCAGGAAGGAGCUCCUCAUCUGCCGCACGCUCCCUAGAAACCCAACCAUUCAACUGAGCGCCUCUCCCCGGGCGGACAGUGCACCAAGCAGCCCUGCAAAAGGACUGGGGUUUUACUCAGCCAUGAGACAAUGUUGGAUGACCCUAUCGCACUGAUGAUGGCUUGGGGAAGGAAAGAUGCCUGUGAUAAAGUGUGCACAGCCCCAAGGUCCAGCCAAAAGGGCUUUUCUCUGCAGAUUUGGGUCGCUUUCCUCAUACAUUCUGGUCCUCAUGGACUGGAGAUUGCAAAGAACAUGUUUAGGUCAAAAAUCAAACUUUCAAGAUACUUUUUUUUUUUCCAAGUAGUCAAUGAGGGAGGAGGGUGGGUUUGAUUUGCUGCCUGUGUUUUUGACUUGAAUAAAAGGGCACAAGCACAAUUUGAGCUGAAAUAUGACAGUCUGAGCUCUGGAUUUGGUACUGUGAGUCUCUGGGGGCAAGAGAAUUCUUCAGCUGGUUAAUUAAAAUGCUUAUGAAGAAGCUUCUCAUUUUUUGACCUGAAUUAAGAAAGCUCCAAAACCCCAUCAGAAACAAUAACAAAAAGAGACAGCCUGAGUUUAAUCUGCUAGCUGUAAUAGGAUGAUAUGACCCCACAGUUUAGUUUAAUUGUAGAUAAAUAAUGAGAUCGGCCUGCCCACUUACAAAAUGUCUCUGUGCCUUAUUAUUUACAUAAUACUCAUCUCCUUCCAGCAUAUGAUGCUUUUUUCUCCCCUGCUUAUUCAGGGUCCAAUCCUGCUUCCGCUAAUACCUCCACUGACUUUCACUGCUGGAAAGUACUGGUUGCACCACCUUCUGUCUUGUGUCCACAGCACAGACUGCACAC
This is a messenger RNA of Pseudopipra pipra, 2393 nucleotides long. RefSeq names its product intestine specific homeobox (gene ISX). The transcript has 5 exons. Gene Ontology annotation, molecular function: DNA-binding transcription factor activity, RNA polymerase II-specific; RNA polymerase II transcription regulatory region sequence-specific DNA binding. Gene Ontology annotation, biological process: regulation of transcription by RNA polymerase II. Lineage: Eukaryota; Metazoa; Chordata; Aves; Passeriformes; Pipridae. Bases 315 to 1343 code for a protein of 342 amino acids. The record is from RefSeq and is a predicted model, not a curated record.